This is a messenger RNA of Caenorhabditis elegans, 1649 nucleotides long. RefSeq names its product 6-phosphogluconate dehydrogenase, decarboxylating (gene T25B9.9). The record is from RefSeq and is marked reviewed. NCBI's taxonomy places the organism in Eukaryota, Metazoa, Nematoda, Chromadorea, Rhabditida, Rhabditidae. Gene Ontology annotation, molecular function: NADP binding; phosphogluconate dehydrogenase (decarboxylating) activity. Gene Ontology annotation, biological process: pentose-phosphate shunt.
AAAUUAAAAUGGCCGAAGCUGAUAUUGCCGUCAUCGGAUUGGCCGUUAUGGGUCAAAAUCUUAUUCUGAACAUGAAUGAUCACGGAUUCACUGUUUGCGCCUUCAACAGAACUGUCAAAUUGGUCGACGAUUUUCUUGCCAAUGAAGCUAAAGGAACUAAGAUUAUUGGAGCUCAUUCAAUUGAGGAAAUGUGCAAGAAAUUGAAAAGACCACGUCGUGUCAUGAUGCUCAUUAAAGCCGGAACUCCUGUCGAUAUGAUGAUCGAUGCAAUUGUUCCGCAUCUUGAGGAAGGUGAUAUUAUCAUUGAUGGAGGAAAUUCUGAAUACACUGAUUCAAACAGACGCUCCGAGCAACUCGCCGCAAAGGGGAUCAUGUUCGUCGGCUGUGGAGUUUCCGGAGGAGAAGAAGGAGCUCGUUUUGGACCAUCUCUUAUGCCAGGAGGUAAUCCAAAAGCCUGGCCACAUCUGAAAGACAUCUUCCAAAAGAUCGCUGCCAAGUCAAACGGAGAACCAUGCUGUGAUUGGGUAGGAAACGCUGGAUCCGGUCACUUCGUGAAAAUGGUUCAUAAUGGAAUUGAAUAUGGAGACAUGCAACUGAUAGCUGAAGCAUAUCAUCUUCUGAGCAAGGCCGUCGAGCUGAAUCACGAUCAAAUGGCUGAAGUUCUUGAUGAUUGGAAUAAAGGAGAAUUGGAAUCUUUCCUUAUUGAAAUCACCGCUAAUAUUUUGAAAUACCGUGACGAGCAAGGAGAGCCAAUUGUUCCAAAGAUUCGUGAUUCUGCUGGACAAAAGGGAACUGGAAAAUGGACUUGUUUCGCUGCUCUUGAGUAUGGACUUCCUGUUACUCUUAUCGGAGAAGCCGUUUUCGCCAGAUGUCUAUCUGCUCUGAAGGAUGAACGUGUUCGUGCUUCGAAACAACUUCCUCGUCCACAAGUCUCACCAGAUACCGUCGUUCAGGACAAAAGAGUCUUCAUCAAGCAAAUCAGCAAGGCUCUUUACGCCUCAAAAAUCGUCAGUUAUGCUCAAGGAUUUAUGCUUCUUGCCGAAGCAUCUAAACAAUUCAACUGGAAUUUGAACUUUGGAGCUAUUGCUUUGAUGUGGAGAGGAGGAUGCAUUAUUCGUUCAAGAUUCCUCGGAGACAUUGAACACGCUUUCCAAAAGAACAAGCAACUUUCCAAUCUUCUUCUCGAUGAUUUCUUCACCAAGGCCAUCACCGAAGCGCAGGAUUCAUGGCGUGUUGUUGUGUGUGCAGCUGUUCGUCUCGGAAUUCCAGUUCCAGCAUUCUCAUCGGCCCUCGCUUUCUAUGAUGGAUACACCAGUGAGGUAGUUCCGGCUAACUUGCUUCAAGCCCAAAGAGACUAUUUCGGAGCCCACACCUACGAGCUUCUCGCCAAGCCAGGUACAUGGGUACACACCAACUGGACUGGAACUGGUGGACGUGUCACCUCAAAUGCUUACAAUGCAUAAGCAUAGAAAAAUAUAUACGUUAUAUUAACGUGAUUUUAUCAUAACUUACUACUCGAUAUUCAAUCCCCCGUUCUAAUUUUUCUGUGAUUGAUUAGUGUUUACUCGAUUUUUUUAGUUCCCUUCUACUACUCCACUCUUCCUAUUUUUCUUCAGUAUUUGAUUGCCAUUCGUGUGAAAUAAUAAAUG